This is a messenger RNA of Chinchilla lanigera (long-tailed chinchilla), 3321 nucleotides long. It is a transcript of the gene Fmod, whose product is annotated as fibromodulin. Lineage: Eukaryota; Metazoa; Chordata; Mammalia; Rodentia; Chinchillidae. The transcript is spliced from 3 exons. The coding region runs from base 224 to 1360 and encodes 378 amino acids. Gene Ontology annotation, molecular function: protein binding. The record is from RefSeq and is a predicted model, not a curated record.
AGCCCAGUCCCGGUCUCAGUCUCGUCUUGGUCUCGUCCCUUCUCUGCACUAUAUUUGAUUAGGAAUUUGGGGGCGGGCCUUGGCCUGGCACCGAGGCGCACACUCUCUCUCCCUCUCUGUCUCUCACUCUCUCUCUCUCUGUCUCUCUCACACAUUCUCCUACCCGAGGAGGCCAGACAGGGGGACGUGGUCAUUCUCUGAAAGGUUCAACUUGAGAGACAGAAUGCAGUGGCUGUCCGUCCUGCUGCUGGCAGGGCUCUGCUCCCUCUCCUGGGCCCAGUAUGACGAAGACCCUCACUGGUGGUUCCAGUACCUCCGCAGCCAGCAGUCCACCUACUACGAUCCCUAUGACCCUUACCCAUACCCGUACGAGCCCUCGGAGCCUUACCCAUACGGGGUGGAGGAAGGGCCAGCCUAUGCCUAUGGCUCCCUGCCCCCACCAGAGCCCCGUGACUGUCCCCAGGAAUGCGACUGUCCCCCCAACUUCCCCACAGCCAUGUACUGUGACAACCGCAACCUCAAGUACCUGCCCUUCGUCCCCUCCCGCAUGAAGUACGUCUACUUCCAGAACAACCAGAUCACCUCCAUCCAGGAAAGCGUCUUUGACAAUGCCACGGGGCUGCUGUGGAUCGCUCUCCAUGGCAACCAGAUCACCAGUGACAAGGUGGGCAGGAAGGUGUUCUCGAAGCUGAGGCACCUGGAAAGGCUGUACCUGGACCACAACAACCUGACUCGGAUGCCCGGCCCCCUGCCUCGCUCCCUGCGAGAGCUCCAUCUCGACCACAACCAGAUCUCCAGGGUCCCCAACAAUGCUCUGGAAGGGCUAGAGAACCUCACAGCCUUGUACCUCCACCACAACGAGAUCCAGGAAGUGGGCAGCUCCAUGCGUGGCCUCCGGUCCCUAAUUUUGCUGGACCUGAGUUACAACCACCUCCGGAGAGUGCCUGACGGGCUGCCCUCGGCCCUCGAGCAGCUGUACCUGGAGCACAACAAUGUCUACACCGUCCCCGACAGCUAUUUCCGGGGCUCACCCAAGCUGCUAUAUGUGCGGCUGUCGCACAACAGUCUCACCAACAGCGGCCUGGCCACAAACAGCUUCAACGCCAGCAGCAUCCUGGAGCUCGAUCUCUCCUACAACCAGCUGCAGAAGAUCCCCCCUGUCAACACCAACCUGGAGAACCUCUACCUACAAGGCAACAGGAUUAAUGAGUUCUCCAUCAGCAGCUUCUGCACCGUGGUGGACGUCAUGAACUUCUCCAAGCUGCAGGUGCUGCGUCUGGACGGGAACGAGAUCCAGCGCAGCGCGAUGCCCGUCGAUGCCCCCCUCUGCCUGCGCCUCGCCAGCCUCAUUGAGAUCUGAGCGGCCCUCGCAGUGGGCCCCCGCCGCCCCCUGUGUUUGGCUUGACGGUUCGGUUUGGCUUUUGUUGGAAGGUCUGGGACAACCAUGUGGCACAAGCCCAUGGGCUCCUCUUUAGUCUCUUCCUAUAGGCAGGGUUAGGUGGCAUCAGGGGCCCGGCGGGCUUCUGCCCAGGACUCAGGCACAUGCUUUCUGUUCCCCAGGGGACAUAAGUAGUGGGGGAGGAGUCCUCCCUGGAAGUCCCAACCCCAGAAUCUCACUCCUUUAAAUUCUCCCUGCUGCUCUGCCAUCAGGGAACUUUCAGCAUUGCCUGAACAAUAGCGCCUAAGCGUCGUUUUCAAGCAGUCUCUGAUCCUGUCUGUGCACAGCACUUGGUAGCUUUCUGCAUGUGCUGGGCUGGCUGUGCCCCUACUCUGAGCUCCUAUUCAGUGCUCCUCAAAAUAUACCUCUUGCCCAGCCACCUCCUCUUCACCCUGCCCUUCUUCACGGGUACCCCUUCUGUGCCUUCUGCAGUCAGGAGACCCCAUCACGAGGGCACCUGCCCAGCCCCCUGUGGAGAGAACCCACACUUUUGUCCGAGGCUAAGAAGACGCUGAGAAUCACCACUCCACCCUCCUACCCCUCACCUUUUGAAAGCCACCGGGUUGGAGGUCAUGAUAGUAUUGCUGGCCUGAUGUCAAAGAGCCAACCUCAGGCUUAGCUAAACUUUGGCGGCCAGAUUUUAGCAGCUGGGCAGCUCUUGAAAGGUGGGUCAGAUUCCUAAGGAAGAAAGGCCAGACUUGGUUAUCACCAGCGCCCACACUGGCUGCAAGUGCACCUCAAAUUGACCAAACUGAAGGGGCAGCCUCAGCAGUUUCUUUCUUGCCUGAUCCACUCUGCAUCCCCCUAGCUGGGUCUUUAUCCUCGGUGGUGGAGGCCUCAUGGUUUCCAAAGCCUGAGAAAGCUAGUUUGCCCUCUCUUUUGACCCAAGCAAGAGGUUUUAUGUACCCAUGGUAGAGACAGAUUCCAACCAGCCCGGGACACGGGCCAGGGAAGAUGGGGAAGAUAGGGCUCAUCUGUAUUAACGGAUUUGUCCCAAGGUGGGGCUCCAGGGUGUCUGCUGGAGGUACUCCAUGCAGUCUGAAAAGUGCAGGCCGGGUCUCACCACCCUGCUUUCUUUUCUUUUUUUUUUUUUUUUUUUGGUACCAGAAAUCAAAUUCACAACCUUGCGCUUGCCAGGCAGGCGCUGUGCCUCUGAGCUAAAUCCCCAGCCCCCACCCACCCAGCUUUCAUCUCUCUGAACUACACUGCAUUUUUUGAAGAUGCCUUUGCUUUAUAGCUUGACUGGGGAGCAGUUAAUUUGCACUUCCAUAAGGCAAGGCUGUCUGGCCUAACCUGCCCGCUUCUUUGGGUGCAAAGGGAUGAGCCAUCAACCUGGGCAGCCAGGGGCAAGGACCAGCUGAGGAGACCGGCCCGCUCCAGUCUGUGCCCAGCCCAUUACACAACCGAUUCUGUGUCUGCUUGGGAGCAGCUUCCUGAAAAGGGAAGGGGGUCCCUCAAGCUGUGCUUGGCUCCAGACCCUGCAAUCCACAAAAGCCAAAUCAGCACAUUUCAACCAGGGAGAUCGGACCGGAGGGGUGAGGCUGCCCCCUGACCCCGCCCCCUGCCCUGGGCUCUGCUGGCAGCAUCUGCAUGUGGACACCAUUGUGCCUCUACACAGGCUCUGUUACGGGAGACGCAUGCGUGGCGGCCAACCUGACCAAUAAAGUAUUGUACACUUGCAGCCGCGGGCGUGGCAUCAGUACGGUCGGCCCGCCACACACAGGUGUGCCUAGGGGACCUAGUGAAGUUCCCCAGGCUUUGAUCUAUCCAGGCUAUUUUUACCUAUUCUCUUUUUCUUUUUUUCCUUAUUCUAUCCGAGCAGAUGCAGUUUAACAACCCCCCCGCCCCCAAAAAAAUCUUGCAUAAAAUCUCUAGUUAGCAAA